Daphnia carinata is the source of this 2655-nucleotide messenger RNA. RefSeq names its product myosin-J heavy chain-like. The coding region runs from base 1 to 2655 and encodes 884 amino acids. The transcript has a single exon. The record is from RefSeq and is a predicted model, not a curated record. Lineage: Eukaryota; Metazoa; Arthropoda; Branchiopoda; Diplostraca; Daphniidae. Gene Ontology annotation, molecular function: zinc ion binding; nucleic acid binding.
AUGUCAUCUGACAACUUAGCAAUAGAUAUAUACAAGCCGUCAGCCCCAGUAGAAGAAACUGUAGAAGUAAAAGAUCGUCCUACAAGACGAAGCGUAGUAGAUACUAAGCGUACAACCCAAAAAGUAUAUCCCAGUUUAGAAAACGAGCAGAAGAGUGAAAUAGCAGAAGUUCGUAUUGUACCUUUUCAAAAAAGAACUAGAAGCGCUGAAAGUAGCCCAAGGGACAGCGACGAGGAGAAACAAUUAACGAAAUAUCAUUCUACAGAGAAUCUACCCAGUAAAAAGAGAAAUAAGCUAGUAGAGGAGAGGGAUAUUCUAAAAACUGCACUAAUAGAGAUUCAUCAAACAAUUAAUCAGUAUAAAUUAGAACUAGAAGCAGCUAAAGAUAAAGCAACAACCAAACAGCUAAAAACACGCCUAAAAGAUAAAGACUUAGAGUAUAAAUUAAUUUCGGAAAAACUAAUCGCGGCUGAAACAAAAAUACAAGAUCUUGAAAAUCAAGGUUUAGCCUUACUACAGACAGCUACUAUCCAGCAACAAAGCAUCGAAUAUCAAGCAACCAGCUUAACCCAACAGUUAGAGCAAACGCAAGGAGAAAAAACCAACCUAAUAACCACCCUAGUAAAAAAGACCCAGGACGUUCAAAUCUUAGAAUCAACCAUAAGAAAAGUAGAAACCGAACACACAUCAGUUAAAACCAAGUUAAUUAAGGACAAGAAAAAGCUUCAACAGGAAUUAGAGAAAUUGAAAGAAAGGGAAAGCCAACUACUUGGAGAAGGAACAACCUUAUUGAAUAAAUACAGUAACAUCCAAAUAGAAUUCGAGAAACUACAAUUAAGUUACAAAGCUCUUGAAACAAAAAGCAUUGAUCAGGAAAAAGAAAUUCACGCAUUACAGGUAGAACAUAAGAAAUUAAUAGUACAUAUAACAGAUAAGAAUCAGGAAAUUUCGCAUCUAAACGAUACAAUACAAACCAAACAGGCAGAGUUGGAAUUUCUAAGACAGGAACAAAUUGACCAGACAAGCAAAAUUGUUAACCUACAAACAGAAAACAAUCAACUUAAGCACAAUUUGAACAUUAGCCAGAUUAACGAAACAACCUUACACGAUAAGCAAACUAAGCAAACAAUAGAAAUAUCAACGUUACAAACGGCUAAUCAGUCGUUAGAAGAAAAGUUUAAAAGGCUACAACAAACAAUCGCGAGUGCCGCAAGCACAAACGAGUUGGAGAUAGCACAACACACCCUGGCCAUACAGAAUAGGAAAAUCGUGUCAUUGGAAAACGAAUUAACGGAACUAGGACAAGCACUCCAGUUAGCGAAACAGGCAGCGGAGCGAGCAGCUAAACUAGAUACCGAAAACAAUUAUCUUAAAGGAAGCAUAGAACAACUAAAUAAAAACAACCUGACACUCUUAGAACAACUAGCACAACCGGCUAUCGAAACCGAUACAACUAACGAAACACCAAGAAUGACAGCAAACGAUGAUAUACGAGCAUUAGCAGUAGCCAUUACACGUAGAGACGAAACACAGAACAUUCCUAUUUAUAGUGGCAAUGUGAACGACCAACCGAUAGGAGUAUGGUUAAGAGAUGCGGAGGCAAUAGCAACGAUUCACGAAUGGCCGAGGGAAUCCACCAAAAAGAUUUUAGCCACAAGGUUAAAGGGGACAGCAUUGCAAUGGCAUAUCGAUAGACUACGGGUAGCACCGAGAGAAUCGUAUAGCGAUUGGCGGAAUGCAUUAAAGGAACAUUUCAAACAUCCCGCGGAUAAAGCCAAACAGAAAUCGAAACUACUGUCAGUAAAACAAUCACCUAACCAACCCGUUAGACAUUUUAUUGAUAAAAUAACACAGGCAUAUAGUGCGAUUUACAAGGAAGGCGAUGAGGAACAAGCAGAAAGCGCUGAACUAACAGCUCUUAAAGAUGAUACACUAAUCAAAAUGUUACUAGAUGGAUUGCUGCCAACCAUCAAGACAAUUCUAUUCCAUAAUAAAUACCCUAGCACCCCAAACUGGCAAAAUUUCAAACAAGCAGCGUUAGAGUCAGAAGAAAUCGCCUACAACACACAGGCACUAGAACUAAAACCGAUAUUCAAAUUUGAAGUACCGAAACCGACUAGAGAUAUAGAAGCUGAAUUAACUCAAACAAAACUGGAAUUAGAAGAGUUAAAAAACAACCUAACGAAAUUAAAUCUGUCAGGUACAGCGUCGAAAUCGGGACAAGAUUGGUCCGUAAACAAUAUUGACACCUAUAAGCAAGGUAGGGAUUCGUCAAGAUAUAAUAACGUUAAAUGGGAAGAUCGACAGCGAUCUAGGGAUAAUUCGUAUAGUAGAGACCGUAGAGAUCACUCUUACAACCGUAACAGAUCGUACGACAGGAACCGGUCCGAGUCGCGUGAACGGUCAUACGGUAAAGAACGAUACCAGGACAAGAGGUAUCAGAAUAGGGAGAGACUCGAUUCUCGGACAAGGCGUUACGACGAGCGUCCAAGAUCCAAGAGCCCUCACCCAUCGGCAGAGCUAGCGAGAAAACAAAGAUUAAGUGGUAAUAACAGAGAAAACACUAUUACUUGUCAUAGAUGUCUCAACACAGGACAUAUAGCGAAAGAUUGUCGGACCAAAAAUCCGAGAAGGUUCCAAUCAAAAACAGAAUAG